GUCUACCAUCAACCCCUCCUACAGAGAUCAGCUUGGACCGCCGAACUCUCGAGGCAUACACCCCGCGUAGCACCCCGCAGUCGACGAUACACUAUGGUCAAUCGACUUCCACCCGAAAUACUCUCGGAAAUCUUUCUGUUCGCCCUGCCCCUUUUUUGGGGCAGCAUACGACCUUUCGGAUUGAAACUCAUUGUUAGCCACGUAUGCCGGCACUGGCGCACUAUAUGUCUGCAUACGCCGCAGAUGUGGCAGCAGAUCGUACUCAAUCAGGAUGAAGAGGAGGAUUGGCGAGAGGACGACGUCGAGGCGUUGUCCGAAUAUUUGCGACGGUCGGCAGCAGCGACGUUAUCGAUCGAUAUAGGCGCCUACCCCCCUCGCACGUCCGCUAUCUGGGCGCUACUUCUCGCGGAGACGUGGCGCUGGCAUACGGCGCGCAUCGUGCUGCAUGACGCAGUCGAGCAGAUGGUCCCGCUUGCCCAACCACUCGACGUGCCGGAACUUGAGCGUGUAGCGCUGACUCGAAGGUCCUCAAUCACGCAGUCCUUUGUGCGCCCUGUUGACCUGACGGACAAUCCCUUGCGCUGGUUCCAAAACGCGCCCAAGCUUCGCCGCCUUUCCCUCGCCUGGCCCUUCUUCCCUUCGGCCGUGCACGUCGCAUGGGGGCGCAUCACGCAUCUGAAACUCGACUCGGAAGGAUCAGGUCCUACCCUUGCCAUUACCAUGCGGCAGUGCGUUGAUGCUUUGACACACUGCAUCGCGCUCGAGUAUCUGGAGCUCUCCGCUAUUCAUUUCCGCUGGGGCGAGUCGCUGCCCAUUGUGGAGGUGUCCACACUACAGACGCUCUUGCUCGUCAGUGAUGCCAUCGCCUUAUGUCGCUACCUCUCUGCGCCCCAACUUACGCGACUUUCGCUCUGUCCCAAUACACAUCCCAACGAGGACCAUUGCGAGGCAGUCAUCAUCAUGGCUCGCCGCCAGUCACUUCGGAACCUCCGGUAUCUAUUCCUGUGUCACUCCCUCUUCCAGUGGCUUCAUCUCGAUCCGCUGUUCGAGCAGCUUCCCGAGCUCAUAUAUCUCCACUUUACCCACUCAAUUUCGUGGUCGUCCGGGGGAACGACUCCUAGAGUGUGUUGCAUCGGAAGGCUGCAUGCCCUCCGAACGCUAUCUCUCCUCACCACUGAGGCAGCGUGGCAUCGUGGACGUCAGCCUCCGAGACUACCUGAACUGCUGGAGGGGGAGAUCGGACAACUAUCUAACCUCGAAGAGCUUCACCUUUGGAACAGGCCAGAGCCAGGUGAAAGUCCAGACCUUGAUGAGUGGACAGACAGGCAGAGCAAGCGAGGCGUGAAUGUGAAAAGAAAAAGAGGGCAUCCUCCGUUUCCUGACGAGAUGGACACUUUAUAGCCAAAGAAUGAUUAUGUAGAAUAUAAUUUUCAGUUUACUCAUUUGUAUCAUACAUAUCAAGACGGACACGAUCUUGAACUGAACGGUCC
Messenger RNA from Schizophyllum commune H4-8, 1490 nucleotides. RefSeq lists its product as uncharacterized. Bases 94 to 1401 code for a protein of 435 amino acids. Lineage: Eukaryota; Fungi; Basidiomycota; Agaricomycetes; Agaricales; Schizophyllaceae. The record is from RefSeq and is a predicted model, not a curated record. The transcript has a single exon.